GAGAGAGAGAGAGAGAGAGAGAGAGGUCUUGUUUGGAUUUUCUUAGUUGGAAUUGUGGGUUUGUCAUAGUACAAAUUAAGACAGAAACUAUGGCUUCAGUUUGUAUUAUAUAUUAUAUUCUUAUUUUAUUAAGGCACUCGUGUCCAUUGAUUAGUUUAGCACAAAGAAAAAGAUAUUAAUAUCUAUUAUUAUUGUUAUUAUUGCGGUGGAUAGAGCCAGACAAUCCUAUAGAUUGACCUCUGCAAAAUGGGUUACAAAACAACAGCUAGCUUAUGAUGUGUAUCCCUCUCUUUCUCUCACACACUCUGAUAUUUAUUAUAUACAUACAAUAUAUAAAUACCUUUGUCCCUUUCUCAAUGUUUUCUCUUUUCACACUCCUCUUUCUACUUUCACUUCUCUCAAAUACAUUCUUUCCUUUCUGCAAAAAUAAUAAGCUUUAUAAUUUGCAACUGAAUACAGAAGUGCAAGAAAGAAAAGGAAAGAAAAAAAAAGAUCGAUGGGGUCAAUGAAUACAAACAACUGGCUUUCUUUUCCUCUAUCUCCUACUCAUGCUUCUCUACCAUCACAUCAAUUCACUCUAGGGUUAGUCAAUGAUAACAUGGACAACCCUUUUCAAAACCAAGCUUCAGAGUGGAAUCUGAUGAAUAGCCACGGGAGUAGCAGUAGCAAUGAUCAAGUGCCCAAGGUGGCUGAUUUUCUUGGUGUUAGCAAAUCUGAAAACCAAACAGAUCAUCUCAUGCCCUUCAACGAAAUUCAUCACCAGGCCAGUGAUUCUGACUACCUUUUUGCCAGUAACAGCAUGGUCCCAGCAGACUUAAUGCAGCAAAGUGUUAAUUUGGAUAAUAUUCAUGGGUCUAGCUCUACCUAUGACUUUCAAGAAAAUCCAAGCAACCUUCAGUCACUGACACUGUCGAUGGGAAGUGGCAGCAAAGGUUCAAGUGUUUGUGAAACCAGUAGCACUGAUAAUGUCAGUACUAAUAAUACCACCUCUACUGCUGUGGAACCUGCAGCUGCAGCCGCUGCUGCUGCGCCUAGAAGGACCUUAGAUACUUUCGGUCAAAGAACUUCAAUUUAUCGUGGUGUUACUAGGCAUAGAUGGACUGGAAGGUAUGAAGCUCAUCUUUGGGAUAAUAGUUGUAGAAGGGAAGGGCAAUCAAGGAAAGGAAGACAAGUUUAUCUGGGCGGGUAUGAUAAAGAAGAGAAAGCAGCUAGGGCUUACGAUAUGGCUGCACUCAAGUACUGGGGAACAUCCACUACUACAAACUUUCCCAUUAGUAACUACGAAAAGGAGUUGGAGGAUAUGAAGAACAUGACAAGACAAGAAUUUGUGGCCUCUAUUAGAAGAAAGAGCAGUGGUUUUUCAAGAGGUGCAUCAAUGUAUCGUGGAGUUACAAGACAUCAUCAACAUGGAAGAUGGCAAGCAAGGAUUGGAAGAGUUGCUGGGAACAAAGAUCUUUACUUAGGAACAUUUAGUACGGAAGAAGAGGCUGCUGAAGCAUACGACAUAGCAGCAAUAAAAUUCCGAGGGUUGAACGCAGUAACAAACUUUGACAUGAAUCGAUACGACGUCAAAAGCAUAUUGGAAAGCAAUACUCUCCCAAUCGGAGGUGGAGCCGCCAAGCGCCUCAAGGAGGCUCAAGCCUUGGAGUCUUCAAGAAAACGUGAGGAAAUGAUGGCCCUAACCUCCACCUUCGCACAUUACGGCUCAGCCGCAGCAGGAGCUGGCUCAACCAGCUCAUCCCCAUUAUCAUCAACAAUGAAUAAUAAUAGUCGUCUGCAGGCGUACCCACUGUUGCAACCGCAGACAAACAGCUUCAUCGAUCACAUGACCCCACACCUCACUCUCCAAAACCACGAUACGUCAUCACCAUAUCAUCAAGACCCAAAUAAUUCUUCGUUGCUUCAUCACCAGCAGAACUACAUUCAGACUCAGCUUCAGUUGCAACAACAGCAGCCCGGAACGUCGUCGUAUCAGUUUUACAAUGGCUAUAAUAAUAAUAAUAAUAAUAACAACAACAAUAGCCACAAUAAUAACGGUAAUAACAACCAGUUUCUUCAGGGGUUUAUGGAGAAUAUUGGAACGACGUCUUCUGUUAUGGACAACACUGGGGGCAACAGUUAUGGCGGCUAUGGUCUUGAUAAUACAGCAGCGGCUACUGGCUCGGGGACUAGUGCGGAGGAGCUUGCUCUUGUGAAGGUGGAUUAUGAUAUGCCUUCUGGCGGUUACGGAGGAUGGUCCGCCGGUUCUGGUUCGGGUUCGGGGAAUGCCUCAAAUCCGGGACUUUUUACUAUGUGGAAUGACUUAUAGGCAGAUCAAUGACAAUUUCAAAGAAAGCACCCCAACAACAAAUAGUACUGGAGAGUUUGACUUGUUUUUAUUCUGAUGUCCUUUUUUUUCUUCUUCUUGAUAGAUAGGGGUCUGAUUUUAAUUGUGUUUUGACUUAAUUAAUUUAAUGAUAUUAUUAUAAGGUCUGGAUUGGCAAGCGCAAGGGGGUGGGUUUUGAUGGGUUUUGUUUUGUGAAAGUAGAGACGACCCAAAUUUUGUAUACACAAAUAUUACUCAUCUUCAAUUUUUGAUUAGUACUUUUAUUAAUUAUCAUGGUCUGAUGUCUGUUUUAUUAUGUAUUUUUAUGUUAAUUUAUAUAUGCAAUUAAAUAGGUCAUGUACGAUUGGAUUUGAUCCACAUGCUUUAUAGCUGUGUUCGAAUGUUAAUUAAAAUGAUUUAUUAUUAGUUUCUGGUUUUCCAUGAGUUUACUUGAGUUUCUUGAGUGUUCAUAUAUUUUCUAGAGUGCACAUAUAUUUACUCUAACAGUUUCAAAAUGUCAACCGUACCAUACACAUACAACCUGGAAAGAUAUAUCAAAGGACACAAAAGGAAAAACUUCUGGACUCUUCAAAACAAAUUGUGCUAGGGUUUCUUCUACUCGUGAAAGUCAUGGUUCAGUCGUCGACACUCGGCGUUCUUGUCCAUCC
Molecule: messenger RNA, 2973 nt
Organism: Cannabis sativa
Lineage: Eukaryota; Viridiplantae; Streptophyta; Magnoliopsida; Rosales; Cannabaceae
Product: AP2-like ethylene-responsive transcription factor PLT2
Exons: 10
Coding region: 497-2308 (603 amino acids)
Biological process (GO): regulation of DNA-templated transcription
Molecular function (GO): DNA binding; DNA-binding transcription factor activity
Source: RefSeq, a predicted model, not a curated record